AUGGCCAAGGUCAAGCUCUACGCAUGUCCGCCAUCAGACUCGCCUGCUGGAAGGGACUACGACUGGGCUCCCACAGGUAUGUCGGGUGUACUCGUCAUCUCGGCCGAUGCGGUUGACGACGAUGACGACGACUCAUCGUCGUCUUCAUCAUCAUACUCGGACUCCGGCUCGUCAGCGUCGGCAACAUCAAGCUCAAGCUCGUCGCUCUCGUCACCAAUGGAUGAACCCGGCGCAGAGGGUGCGUACAAGUUUGUGCUUGUCAACCUUCGUCGCCACUUUUACGAGCGCGUCCGCGCUUCCGAAAACGCCUCCUACGGCCACCUGCACGGCUUCAAGCAGCAGACCUCGGAGCGGAUGGCCCAGCUUGGCCCGGUCAUCCUCUUUGACAUCGAGCUCGAGGCUCCCUUCGAGUACUCGUCGUUUGGCCAGGACUUUCACGUCUACGACCCGCUUGGCUCCUCGCCGGUCUACGGCCUGCUCUUUGCACACACCGACGACGCCCGCACAUGGCUCGCCCUCCUCGCAAACCUGGCAGACACCGCAUUCGCCCCGCCGCCGCCCUCGCCGCCGCCCAACCUUGCCCUCGAGCAGCCACACUCGCCCCUGCUCCCGCCCACCCCGCCGCUAGUCCUCCCCGACUCGCCUGCUGGAGCGCUGACGCUCUCGCUCGCCGGUCCCGACUCGCCGCUCCCGCACCUCGCCCGCUCCCAAUCCGGCUCGGUCACCGUCGCCGCCGAGGACUCGUUCUCCAUGGCCUCCAUGCUUGCUCCAUCGCCGCUGGAAGAGCUCUUUCCAGCCUCGCGCGACUCGGAAGCCCUCCACGCCCUCGUCUUUGACCGCUCGCGCUGGAGCCGCCGCCGUGCAGCCGCUGCCGCCUCCCUCUCAGCCCCUUCGACCUCGGCUGCGGGCGGCAAGUACGGCCGCGGCACUGCGCCAGAAUGGAUCCUCCGCCACCCCGAGUGGCGCAAGUUCUACAACUCUAUGGGCAUCACCCAGGAGGAGAUGAACGAUCCGGUCAUCGGUGCCAUGCUUGUCGACCAGACCAUGGACUACAUCAGGGUCAAGGCAGUCGCCGCCGACGCCGCCGCUGCCGCAAACAAGCUUGGCAUGCGCCGCCGCCAGCUCGCCGCCCCUCCCACUCCGCCGCCACCGUCCCCGGUCUCGCCGAGCCUACCCUCCCUCCCGCCGCGCCGUGUCCCGCCGCGCGCAGACGUCGACCUCCACAGGGAGCCCGCCCCGCCGCUGCCGGCCUCGCCCUCGGCCCGCUCAGCAUCCAAGACCCUCCCGCGCAAGUUCCGCUUCUCACUCCAUCGCCGCAACACGCUCUCCAACGCAGAAGAAUUUCGUGCACGCAGCAAGGCCGACUCGCUCGCCACCGACGCCUCAGCGCUCAACAGGUCGACUUCGUCGGUCGCCUCGUCGCUUGCUGCCAUGACCACGCCACCGCGCCUCUCUCUUGCCCCGCGCGCCCUCCUCCGCUCCUCUGAAGAACUACAUUCGGACUCGCGUGAGCUGCAGGCUCGCAUCGCUUCGCCGCCAAGACUUCCAGGCCGCUUGCGGUCCCUGGCCUCAUCGCCGUCGUCAAUGACGGACCUCACCGUCAUCGUCGAGUCGGGUUCUGCCUCCGGCGACGCCGCAAACGACGACUCUCCCCGUCACCGACGUGCCCUUUCGGCAGGCGUUGACAAUCUCUCGCCCACAGCCGCCUCCCCGCAACCGCCUCCGCCUUCUGAGGCACCUGACACCCUCGUCCACGCCUUUUCCGAGCCGUGCUUUACCGAUGAUGAUGAAGACGAUGCUGCCGUCGCUGCCGGCCAGACUCGCCGUGACAGAGAUCGAAGUCCGACAGCCAGUUCUUCUCAGGCUCUGCCGCCGCCGCCCGCCGAAGCCAAGCCUGCCGACGACAUUCUGCCGGUCUCUGCCAUGUCAGAGGCCGACGCAGAGUCGCUCCGUCACCUCAUGGAGCUGGAAAUCCGCACAGCCCGCGAGCUCAAGGCCCGCCUCGGCUCGCCACUGGUUCGUGGCGACCGUGUCUUUGUUCGCCAGCCGCACCAACAGCGCGUCCGCAUGCCGUCGCCGCUCUCUCCAGCCCGCGCCCUUGCCGUUGCUGCCUCCAAUGCCUCGGGCUCGGCCUCUCUUCCAACCACCCCGCAGGCCUCGGCACGCACAGGCUCGUCAGCCGCUGCGCUCCUCGGCUCGUCACCGCCCUCCGCCGCCUCACCCGCUCCAACCCGGCUUCGCGCCCGGCGCGAGCGGACGCAGUCGGAUCCGGUCCGCCCAGCCUGGCUCACCUCGCCGUCGGGCCCAGCUCCGCAAGCCUCACCCCUCAUCGCCACCGUCGCGUCCAAGCCAGCCUACCCCUCGCCGCCAUCUACGCCAUCUACUGUCUCUUCGGUCUCGCGCUCCCGCUCGCCGUCUGGCACUUCGCGCCUUUUCAUCGGCUCGCCGCAGCUUCCAGACCCGGCCCAGCUCGCCUACCUCCCGCACAUCCGCCUUAAGGUUGUCCGCGGCCAAGACCGCAAGCUCCUUACUGUCGCCCGCACCGUCCAGCUCGCUGAGCUCUUCGCCAAACUCGGUGCAGAGUACGCCACCGUCAUUCAAGAGUUCAAGUUCAAGGACGCCGAGGGCGACAUGAUCACCGUCCGCUCCUCAUCAGACCUGCAGGAGGCUUUCCAUGAGUACGACUUGCAAGCCCAAGCCAACCCGUCCCUCACUUCGUUCAAGAUCUACCUCCCGCUCGACGCCACAACCUCGCAGCAGCAGCAGCCUGCCGCCGUCCGCCUCUCCAACAUGAAGCGCUCGGUCUCGCGCGGCCAGCUCGUCGGCUCUGGCUCCGGCUCGGCCGGCUCGGGUCCCGGUGACCUCCACCGCCGCUUCUCGGCUGCACACCGCCUGGAGCGCCGCUCGGCCUCGACCUCAGACCUCUCGCUCUGGGCAGGCAAGUCGCGGUCGUCGUCGCGCGACUCACGCGGCCGCUCUGCCGUCCAGGACGGCAAGGCUCCCGUAGGCGACGAGCUUGUUUGGACCCCCGGUCGCUUGCUGGGCAAGGGCGCCUUUGGCAAGGUCAUUCUCGGCGUUAACGCUCGCGACGGCUCGCUCAUGGCUGUCAAGCAAAUGCUUGUCGAAGGCUCGCAGGAGCAGACCGCACGCAACCUCGGCGCCGUCCAAAAGGAGAUCGACAUGCUCCGCCAGCUCUCCCACAAGCACAUUGUCCAAUACAUCGGCGCCGACCUGCGUACCGAGCCGUCCAACGACGUUCAGCUCUGCAUCCUCAUGGAGUACGUGCCCGGCGGCUCGCUCGUCCAGCUCCUGCGCAAAGCCGGCGGCUCGCUCGAGGAAAACGUCGUCCGCCUCUACACCCGCCAGAUCCUCGAAGGCCUGCGCUACCUCCACGCCGAGGGCAUUGUUCACCGCGACGUCAAGGGCGCAAACAUCCUCGUCUGCAUGGAGCCGCAAGUCACUCUCAAGCUCUCAGACUUUGGUGCCUCACGCUCGCUCACCGAGCUGGCCUCGGACUCGUCAGACUGCAAGUCGCUCGUCGGUACCCCGCACUUUAUGUCGCCCGAAGUCGUCCGCCAGCAGGCUAUCACCACCCGCGCAGACAUCUGGUCACUCGGCUGCACUGUCAUUCAGAUGAUCACUGGUAAGCCACCCUGGGCCUCGUACUCGCCGCUCACCGCCCUCUUCAAGAUCGGCUCCCCAAACUCGGAAGGCCCCGUCAUCCCGCCCUACAUGUCCGCCGCAGGCCGCCGCUUUCUCGCCGAGUGCUUUCAGGUUCUCGAGCAGCGCCCAGAGGCCGAGGACCUGCUUCACCACGAGUGGAUCGUCUCAGAGUCGGGCUUCUCGCUCUUUGGCAGAGACUCGGACAGAUGCUUCUCCGACGAGUACGAGUACGCCCACACCACGACCUGCAACGAUGACCCCGCGCCCGGGCCCGACGAUGACGAUGGCUCGGCCUACUCGUACACUUCAUCGACGUAGUUAACAAGGGUCUCCACGUAGUCACUUCAUCACCACACGCCGUUGUUCAAUCCUCCAUAUCCACUGCACACAUUUCCUUCUCAUACAUCUGCGCUAUUCGCAUAACUUAG
This is a messenger RNA of Thecamonas trahens ATCC 50062, 4091 nucleotides long. RefSeq names its product STE/STE11/MEKK2 protein kinase. The coding region runs from base 1 to 3981 and encodes 1326 amino acids. NCBI's taxonomy places the organism in Eukaryota, Apusomonadida, Apusomonadidae. The transcript has 2 exons. The record is from RefSeq and is a predicted model, not a curated record. Gene Ontology annotation, biological process: protein phosphorylation. Gene Ontology annotation, molecular function: ATP binding; protein kinase activity; protein binding.